AUGGAGGGAGGGCAGAGCAGCGGCAAGAGGGCGAGCGCAGAGGAAGUGAAGUCAGAGCCAGAGGAAGGAGAGGUGCUGAUGAUGAUGCAGGACGGAGGCGAAGGAGGCGGCGCGUCGGUGGCGGCGGAGUCCAUGGCGCCGGCGCAGAUCGACGUGAGGAUGGACCUGACGCUGCUCCACUGCCAGGGCUGCCUCCUCCCCCUGAAGCCCCCCGUCUUCAAGGCGGCGCCGCAGUUCUGGUGCAAGCUCUCCGUGGAGCGCCUGGGCGGCGACAACAGGGACAGGCUGGUCCUCAUGGCCUCCGCGGUGAGCAGCAGCGCGCUGUCCACCGGCGCGCCGGCGCCGGGGCAGGGGAUGUUCUUGGCCGUGCCCCAGGAGCUGCUCUCCGGCGACACGCUCACGCUCACCGUCCGCAUUGAUAUGAUCCGGCCUGCCGCCGGCGCUGCCGCCGCUCCCAAGUCGACAACACCACAGCCUAGGACGGCUAGGAGGAUGCAGUGA
Messenger RNA from Triticum turgidum subsp. durum (durum wheat), 501 nucleotides. The record is from the annotation of a GenBank genome assembly. Lineage: Eukaryota; Viridiplantae; Streptophyta; Magnoliopsida; Poales; Poaceae.